AUGUCAAAAAUUAGCGCUGCAUGCAUAAUUAUAGGUGACGAAGUUCUCAACGGCAAGAUCGUAGAUACAAACUCUCGUUUCUUUGCCAAGCUCUGCUUCAGUCUUGGUAUCAAAUUAAGAGAGGUUGUUGUGAUCGGUGAUGACGAGUCACAGAUCAUAGAAACUGUACGUAGACUAUGGAAACAACACCAGUUUAUUGUCACAAGUGGUGGUAUAGGUAGUACUCAUGAUGAUAUUACAUAUGAAUGCCUGGCAAAAAGUUUCAAUCUACCUGCUGAGUUGAAUGAGGAAUGUAAGAAAAGAAUGCAAGAAAAAUCUAACCCCGAAGGCAGGUUAAAUGUGCAGCAAUUAAAGGACUUUUAUAAAAUGGCUACGCUACCUGCAGGACAUACAGUCAAAAAUUAUUAUCCUUGUGAUGAUCUAUGGGUUCCUGUCUGUUCUAUCAAAGAGCAAGUAUUUAUUCUUCCCGGUAUUCCACAAUUAUUUGAAAGAUUGUUGGAGUGUAUGCUUCCUGUAAUUAAAAAAAUCUUUGAAGUGAAAGAAAAGGAUGCGGAAUACAUUAGAUUUUUUGUGAAAACUACAUUCACUGAGUCUCAAAUUUCACAUCAGUUGAGAAUGUAUCAGGAUGAAGCUUCUAAGGUUUCUGCAGAAAUUAAGAUUGGCUCAUACCCUCAUUUUGGCUUGGGCUUCAAUACUGUAAGUAUAUUGGGCGAAAAAAAAGACGAGGAUUAUCUGACCAAAAUAAGAGACCGUGCCAUCAAAGACCUGCAAGGGGAAGAAUUGCCUGCUGAAUUAGAAGACGCAUUUUCUAAUGAGAGGAAAUAA
Kazachstania africana CBS 2517 is the source of this 825-nucleotide messenger RNA. RefSeq names its product flavin adenine dinucleotide pyrophosphatase (gene FPY1). The coding region runs from base 1 to 825 and encodes 274 amino acids. The transcript has a single exon. The record is from RefSeq and is a predicted model, not a curated record. Lineage: Eukaryota; Fungi; Ascomycota; Saccharomycetes; Saccharomycetales; Saccharomycetaceae.